This is a messenger RNA of Cicer arietinum (chickpea), 2526 nucleotides long. Its product is annotated as pentatricopeptide repeat-containing protein At1g02150-like. NCBI's taxonomy places the organism in Eukaryota, Viridiplantae, Streptophyta, Magnoliopsida, Fabales, Fabaceae. Gene Ontology annotation, cellular component: mitochondrion. The record is from RefSeq and is a predicted model, not a curated record. Gene Ontology annotation, molecular function: protein binding.
UGAUAUCUAUCACAAAAAAUUGAAACAUUUUUAUUUUGAAACAAAGCAAAACAAAACAACAACCUUCAUACCCAUUUCCUAAGUAGUUGUUGUUUGAGAAAAGGAAGAAGAUGACAACGCCGCCUCUUCAAUCUUCAUUACAAAACCAAAACGCUUCUCUUUCUCUUUCAUCUUCCCUUUGCUAUUCUCAAUCUCACGCAUCACUUGUUCCCACAAAAAGGGUCAGUGUGUGUUACAGUUACAAAGGAGGAGUCUCUGUGACUUGUUCCAUUUCAAAGAUUCACAAUUAUGGUACCGUUGAUUACGAGCGCAGACCCACUGUGAAGUGGAAUGCUCUAUACAAGAGGAUUUCUUUGAUGGAUAAUCCUGAAUUGGGUUCUGCUUCUGUUUUGAAUCAGUGGGAGAAUGAAGGCAAAAGUCUCACAAAAUGGGAACUUUGUAGAGUUGUUAAAGAAUUGAGAAAGUACAAAAAACAUGACAGAGCCCUUCAGAUAUAUGAUUGGAUAAACAAUAGACCAGAGAGGUUUAGAAUAUCUGCAAGCGACGCUGCCAUUCAGUUAGAUCUAAUCGCAAGAGUUCACGGAGUUUCUAGUGCAGAAGGAUUUUUUUUGAACCUCAAUGAUUUAAAAGACAAGAGGACAUAUGGUUCCCUCUUGAAUGCAUAUGUUCAUUCUAGAUCGAGAGAGAAGUCAGAAUCUUUACUCGACGUAAUGAGGAGUAAAAGGUACUUAAUCCAUUCACUACCGUUUAAUUUAAUGAUGACUCUGUAUAUGAACCUUCAGGAAUAUGAUAAAGUUGAUAUGUUGGUUUCAGAAAUGAAAGAAAAGAGCAUUCAGCUAGAUAUAUAUACAUAUAAUAUCUGGUUAUCUUCUUGUGGAUCUCAAGGAUUAAUAGAAAAGAUGGAACAAGUAUUUGAACAAAUGUCAAAGGAUCCUAGCAUUGUGCCUAACUGGAGCACAUUUAGUACAAUGGCUGCAAUGUACAUUAAGAUGGAACUGUUUGAAAAAGCCGAAGAGUGCUUAAAAAAAGUCGAGGGUAGAAUAUUAGGUCGAGAUAGAGUACCUUUUCAUUAUCUCCUUAGUUUGUAUGGAAGUGUUGGAAACAAAGACGAAGUUUAUCGUGUGUGGAAUACCUAUAAAUCAAUGUUUCCAAGUAUACCAAACUUGGGAUACCAUGCUGCUAUUUCUUCUCUAGUCAGAAUGGACGAUAUUGAGGGUGCAGAAAAGCUUUAUGAAGAAUUGGUUUCUGUAAGGCCGUCUGAUGAUUCUAGAAUAGGAAACCUUCUCAUAAGUUGGUAUCUUAAGAAGGGAAAAUUCGAUAAAGUUUUGAGUUUCUUUGAGCAUAUGACUAAGGGUGGCGGAUGCCCGAAUUCAACUACAUGGGAGCUUCUUUCUGAGGGUCAUAUCGCUGAAAAGAGGGUUUCGGACGCACUGUCCUGCUUGAAGAAAGCUUUUAUGACUAGUGGUUCAAAGAGUUGGAAACCAAAGCCAAUAAAAUUGUUGGCAUUUCUUAAGCUUUGUCGAGACCAAGACAAUAUGGAGAGCGCUGAGGUUUUAAUUGAGUUGUUGAAGAAAUCAGGAUACGAUAAAGAUGAAGCGUUUGCUUCACUCAUUGGUGAAGAUGAAUUGUCAAACAGGAUGGAAACAGUUGAUAGAACUGAAUGUAUUGUUGACAAUGAAAACAUAGAUGAUGAUGACUCUCAAGUGUUGUUCAACCAAGUAGAGAGUAGCUUUUGACUAAUGGAAAAUGGGUUGCUAGAACAUUGAAGGGAAUAUUUUGAUAUUCUUUUUCUCAAAGCUUCUAUGGGUUAUCAAGCCAGAUAUGAAGUGCUAGCUGCUAUUUGAACUACAACAAGUUUGGAACUUUUAUGCUAGCUUAGGACAUGGGCUUGUGAUGUUUUGCUCUAAUAGGAAUUGACUCUAAUGCAUGUCAUUUGAGGCCAUCCUUAUGUAUGUUUUUUAUGAUUUGUUUGUCUUUUUAAAUAUGAUUUUUUAAGACUUGGACUAAAGUAGUGUUACAUGGAUGAUAGUUUGAAAUUGGACCCUUACUAGAAAAUGGUACAUAUAAUGUAUAUGUUACUUCCUUGGUUCCUUUUCCUUUGUCUUCACCAUGUUAUGGCCGAGCUGCAAGACUUUAUUCUAAGGAAGAUUAAUUAACUAGUGUGGGCAAUUUAUGCAAGUGAGGAGUUAUAAUCCAUUUUCUCUUUUUUUGUGGUUGACAAGUUCAAAGAGUUAUAAUCCAUUUGUCAUAUGGCAAUUUACAUUGAAAAAAUAGCAAAGACUUUGUAUUUGCACUUGUUGGGUAUGACUCAUAGGUGGUCAGCUUGCUGAUUUGGUGUACAUUUAGACAAAGUGAUGAGAUCACAGUCUUGGUGUUUCUUAUUGCUGUAAUUUGAUGUAGAUUUUAUGGACACAAAUUUUGAAAGAGGAAAUUACCGUCAAAUGAGCAAGAAUCUUGUUCUCAACAACAAUAUAAUGUCAUUUUAUAUGUAAAAUGUAAAUCAAGUACAGUGUAAUUUUUUUGGUA